CAAACACCCUGAACAUGGUCCCUUCGUCGCUGUGACAAGAAGUUGGCUGCGCCACAGCCGAGAAGCAGCGUUUACAGAGAGAGAGGGGGACAGAGACAGAGAGAGAUGGCAUCUGGAUGGGGAAUAACGGGAAACAAAGGCAGGUGCUACGAUUUCUGGAUGGAUUUCAGCGAGUGCAUGUCUCGGUGCAGGGAGCCCAAGGAUUGCGCUCUUCUCAGAGAAGACUAUCUCGAGUGCCUCCACCACUCCAAAGAGUUCCAACGUAGGAACCGAAUUUACAAGGAGGAGCAGCGUCAACUGAGAGCCGCUGCUCGGAAGGCCAAGGAAGGUGGAGAUGUCCCGGAACAUCACCAUUGAUAGAGUUGCGGUUUAUCUUGUUUUGGACCUUCACAAAUAAUUAAGCACAACUGAUUUGUAUUUUAUGUUUUCUGGCUUGUUUCUUUCAUGGCCCUGUUUCAUCUCUGGAAUGGGAAUUGUACUUUUAAGAGCAAACUGGCAGGGUAAAUUUCUCUUCUCUUGGUUGCGUGCACCAAAUGAUCGGGCAAUGGCCGGCAAGGCAUUGGCUUUUGUUGUU
This is a messenger RNA of Diospyros lotus (date-plum), 574 nucleotides long. RefSeq names its product NADH dehydrogenase [ubiquinone] iron-sulfur protein 5-B. The record is from RefSeq and is a predicted model, not a curated record. NCBI's taxonomy places the organism in Eukaryota, Viridiplantae, Streptophyta, Magnoliopsida, Ericales, Ebenaceae. Bases 106 to 357 code for a protein of 83 amino acids. Gene Ontology annotation, biological process: mitochondrial respiratory chain complex I assembly. The transcript is spliced from 2 exons.